AGGAAGAGGAAAGGGAGCAGUGUGAGUGAGGAAGCUUGGUUUCUAUUGGAAUGAGACAGACGUCGCUUUGUUCGGGAGGAGGGAGGGAAGACAGCCGCUAGUUAGAACCGAUCCUCCUCACAGUACAGUCUGGCGAGGCGCUCUAUCCCGGCUUGUCUUCGUGUUUCCGCCUCGUUAUUUAUCUCCAACAACAGUGCUCUUGGACGGCGAGGACUUCCACCGAGGGAUGUCAAAGCGAGUGCGAAGCCGAGAGGUCUGCGCUGAUUGCAGCGCCCCGGAGCCACGCUGGGCGUCUGUGAACAGGGGUGUGUUGAUCUGCGACGAAUGCUGCAGCAUCCACCGAGGUCUGGGGCGACACAGCUCUCAAGUCCGACAUCUGACUCAUUCUGCUUGGCCACCCUCUCAGCUGCAGAUGGUACAGACAUUGUAUGGAAAUGGUGCAAACUCUAUUUGGGAGCAUAGCCUUCUGGACCCUUCCUCUUCAGUCAGUGGGAAACGCAAAGCUAACCCUCAAGACAGAGUUCAUCCUAACAAAACAGAGUUCAUUAAGGCAAAAUAUCAGAUGUUAGCAUAUGUGCAUCGGAUGCCAUGCCGGGAUGAUGACAGUGUGGCAGCAAAAGAUCUCAGCAAGCAACUCCACUCCAGUGUGCGAACAGGGAACCUGGAGACCUGCCUCAGGCUCUUAUCAUUGGGAUCACAGGCCAACUUUUUCCAUCCUGAGAAAGGAAACACGCCGCUUCACAUAGCAGCUAAAGCAGGUCAGAUUCUGCAAGCAGAACUGCUGGCGGUUUAUGGAGCUGAUCCCGGAGCUCUGGAUUCCAGUGGAAAAACGCCCAUUGAUUAUGCAAGAGAAGCCGGGCAUCAGGAGCUGGCAGAGAGGCUUGUGGAAAUACAGUAUGAACUCACAGACCGCUUAACGUUUUACCUUUGUGGGAGACGACCAGAUCACAGAAAUGGACAGCAUUUCAUCAUCCCUCAAAUGGCAGACAGAAAUAACAGUCUGGAUUUGUCGGAGUUUGCAAAAGCGGCCAAGAAGAAACUGCAAUCGUUAAAUAACCACCAGUUUGAAGAACUUGCCAUGGAUGUUUAUGAUGAAGUGGACAGAAGGGAAACGGAUGCAGUCUGGUUGGCCACUCAGAACCACAGCACACUUGUAACAGACACCACUGUUGUGCCUUUUCUGCCCGUAAAUCCUGAAUACUCGUCAACCAGAAACCAGGGUCGUCAGAAAUUGGCACGAUUUAGUGCUCAUGAAUUUGCCACCCUGGUCAUUGAUAUUCUAACAGACGCUAAACGACGGCAGUGGGGUAAUUUCUGUGAAAGCCCUAAAGAAAAUGUGGAGCUGAUUUUGCAGGGAAUUGGUAGUCGCCAUAACAGUGAGAGCCAAGAUAAUGACCAGCCAGAUUAUGACAGUGUGGCUUCAGAUGAAGACCCAGUGCUGGAAGCGACAUGCAGAGACAGCUGCAAUGAUGGACGCACCAAGAGCUCAGAGUCUUCGGACUUGUCUGAUGGACCUAUAACAGUUCAGGAAUUUAUGGAGGUGAAGAGUGCCCUGACUGCAUCAGAAGCCAAAAUACAGCAGCUGCUGAAAGUCAAUUGCCACCUCAGUGAAGAGCUGCGGGUGAUGCAGAAUAAGCUGAGCUCCCUGCAGACUGAAAACACAAGUCUGCGUUGGCAAGGCCCCGGCAGACAGCAGCAACCCCACGGACCCUUGGGUCGUCACUCGUGCCGUGGAGGUCGAGCCAUGUCCAUGUACGAGACUGGCUCGUCUCCAAGGCAGUACUCCCAUAGACUGGAACCACCUAGGCCUGACGACGGAGUCAUCCUACAACCCUUUCCUUCCAAUAUUGGUAGGGGUCCUUUGGGGACAGCUGCCUCCUCCCUCCCUACCUUCCCCUCUCCCCUGUCGUGGCCGAGGGAUGAGAGAUCUCGACGGGGCUGCAGCCUGGGAGGACAGAGCAGCAUGCUGGAGAAUGACUAUGACAGAAAACCCAACCACCGGGAACUGGAGGCUGGUCCCCUUGCAGCCUUUGAAGCAGGAGAUCCAGAGGAGGAAGGUGAAGAGGAUGCCACCCUGCCUUGCACUGAAGAUGUUAUCUGUAAGACGGAACAGAUAACGAAGAAUAUUCAGGAGCUUCUGAGAGCUGCCCAGGAGACCAAACAUGAAAGCUUUCUACCUUGCUCUGAAAAGAUCUGCAUGGCUGUGACAGAAAUGGCGACCUUGUUUCCAAAGAGGCCAUCCUUGGAGACGGUGCGGAGUUCUCUUUCUCUGCUGACCUCCAGUGCCAGCCGGCUCCACGCAGAGUGCCAGAAGGCUGCAGAGCACAGUCCUUCCCCAUCCGACAUCCAGCUAGUCACUCAGGUGGUCAUCCAGUGCGCCUAUGAUAUUGCCAAGGCAGCCAAGCAGCUCGUUACUGUGACAACCAAAGAGAACACCAACUAACUAGAACCUGUACAUUACUGAUGCAUUCAUUACAUUUUUUUUAUUCCUCACAAAUGUUGUUUUGUUUUCUUUAAUAAUCAGUGUUUGUUUUCUGAUAGGAAUCAGUGAAAGUUAGCACAUCCAUUGCUUGAUGUGAUCAUGUCUUAAAAUAGGAUGCCAUGCAAAACUCUCAAUCAGUCCAAAGCUUGUUUGUUUUGCCUUUAUUUCAUCCACACGUGAACACAACUGUGUUCAUCGGUUGGAGUAAACCUGUUACUAUGUCUUACCUCACAAAUGUAAACCACUCAACUUCCAAGUGCAAUGUUUUGUAUGUGUGUGUGCAUGUGUGUGUGCGUGUGGGCUUAUUUUUUUCCCUGUAGAGUUGUAGUACACUCACGUUGUGCUUUUAGUGGCCUAAUGUCUUUCCAACCCAAAAAUCUGACGUUUAUUUUCCACUUCAAUUUUCUCCAACAGUGUUGCUUGAACAAAUCGUGGCAAUGCUGCUCGCUUCGAGUCCAUGUUUGUUUAAUUAGGCAACUGUGAUUUUACAAAUAUCCAGCAAAUGUGUCCUCUCCACGUUAAAGAGGUAUUGACUGACAAAAUAUCAGUAGUUGCAGGACAUUACAGCCAAUCUGCAAUGUUGUGUUUGUGUGCUCGUGCAGGAAAAAAAAAGAUUUGCUUAUAAAGAUGGCGUGUAUGAAGCCCACUCUGAAUUUUAUAGCAUUAUGCAAUUAUAUAAGAUGUAUGUAUCCAUGCAAUUCUUUAUCUGAGUAAUACAAAUGAUAGUCUAUUUAUAAACUGUAUGUCAUACCUCUAAUGAAAUAUCAGUGUUUAUUUUCAUAAGCUUAUGGUUUAUGCUUGGGAUGUCUUAGCUCACAGUAAAUCUAGUCAAUUUUUGUGUGUGUGUAAGGUGUGCUGCUGUAUCUCAGUGUUUUAACCAUGCUUUGUGUGGUCAGACAUGUACUGCUUUGUUUACAGCCAGUGAUAAAGGUAACCAUGCCGUCAGUGUA
Messenger RNA from Oryzias latipes (Japanese medaka), 3432 nucleotides. Lineage: Eukaryota; Metazoa; Chordata; Actinopteri; Beloniformes; Adrianichthyidae. The record is from RefSeq and is a predicted model, not a curated record.